AUGACAAGAGUUAAGACAGUGAUGACUAAUGAAAACAAUAAAUAUGAUUUCAUAUUUAAAGGGAUUAAUUUAACAAAAUCAAUAUUUAUAGUUGGUUUAGUAAUUAGAUUAGUUUUAAUUGUUUUCGCUGAAUGGCAAGAUGCAAAUAUGUUAGUAAAAUAUACAGAUAUUGAUUAUGUAGUAUAUACAGAUGCAUCAAGAGCUGUUGUAAAUGGUUUAUCACCAUAUGAUAGAUCAACAUAUAGAUAUACACCAUUAUUGGCUUAUUUAUUAGUUCCAAAUAUUUUAAUUCAUCCAGCAUUUGGUAAAUUAUUAUUUGUAAUUUGUGAUAUGAUCAUUGCAUAUCUUUUAAAAGGUAUUCUUUUAGAAAGAUUUCCAAAGAUCACAUCAAGAACAUUAUUGAUUUGUUUAGCAUCAUGGUUAUUAAAUCCAUUCUCAAUCAAUGUAUCAACAAGAGGUAAUGCUGAAUCUGUUAUUGGUGCAAUGGUUUUAGCAUCUUUUUAUUUCUUAACAAAAAAGAAUUUAACUUUAGCUUCAAUUUUUUAUGGACUUUCAGUACAUUUUAAAAUUUAUCCAAUCAUUUAUUCAAUUCCAAUGUAUUUAUACAUUGAUGAAAACUUUUUCUCAAGAAAACCAUCAGAAUAUACAUCACUCAAUAAUAACUUUAAAAAUAUUUUCAAAAACUUUUUUAAUAAGAAUAGAUUAAAAUUUUUCUUAAUUUCUGCAUUUACAUUUAUUUCAUUAACUUUUAUAAUGUAUUUAAUAUAUGGUUAUAUAUUUUUAUUUGAAACUUAUUUAUAUCAUGUAAUUAGGGCAGAUAAUAGACAUAAUUUUUCAGUUUAUUUUUAUCAAAUUUAUUUGAAUACGCCAAUUGUUGAAACAGUAGGUGAUUUAGUUGGUAAGGUUAAUGGAAGUAAUAUGAUUGUUGCAUUGGCAUCAUUUUUACCACAAGUUAUAUUAUUAUUAGCAAUUACAUUGGUUUAUUUCAAUGAUUUAGAAUUUUGUUUAUUAUUAGAGACAAUUACAUUUGUGGCUUUCAAUAAAGUUUGUACCGUUCAAUAUUUCAUUUGGUAUUAUUCAAUCUUACCAUUAGUUAUACCAAGUAGUAGUUUAGGAUUAGUUCAAUACAUUAUUCUAUUUGCAGUUUGGAUGGGUUCACAAGGUUUAUGGUUUUAUUCUGCUUUUAAUUUAGAAUUUUUAGGUUUACAAACUUUUUGGAAUAUUUGGGUAGCUGGUUUAUUAUUUUUCAUUGCAAAUAUUUAUAUUUUAGUAAAAUUAAUUUUAAAUCAUAAUCCAAUUAAAGUUAAUCAAUAUUUAAAAUCAAAAUAA
Molecule: messenger RNA, 1329 nt
Organism: Dictyostelium discoideum AX4
Lineage: Eukaryota; Evosea; Eumycetozoa; Dictyosteliales; Dictyosteliaceae
Gene: pigM
Exons: 5
Coding region: 1-1329 (442 amino acids)
Source: RefSeq, a predicted model, not a curated record